AUGGCAACCAGCGAAAUCAUCGAGGUCAACGAAGAGGAGAAAUUCUGGAUCCCAAAGGAGAAUGUCGCGGAGCGUCUCGAGAAUGGAGAUAUGAUGUGCUUGGAUGUUGGAUGUGGAAAUGGUUUUCACGCAGCACGUUUGGCGCAAGCCUACCCAAAGUCGAACUUUACGGGCAUUGACGUGACCCUGGACGCGGUACACCAGGCCAAUCAACGAAGAAAGGACAAUGGUGAAACGUUCGACAAUUUGGCAUUCAUUCAAAUGAAUGCCGGCUCAAUGGAUGCUGACUGGACGGUACAAGUUACGGACGUGUGUCUCAAGGAGAUUCACAGAGUUCUAAAGCCAGGAGGCGUCUUUGGGAUGUUGGAGAUAAAAGGAACGUCGAAUGUGUACACCGAUCGCAAGGAAAUGGGACCACCUGCUGCAUACAUGUAUGCCUGUUCAAUGUUCCAUUGCCUCCCAGUAGGCAGUAAUUCGCCAGACGCUCUCGGACUUGGGACGAUGUGGGGAGAGAAAACAGCUGUGAAACUACUCAAAGAAGCCGGCUUCACUGAUAUCAACGUUGUUCCUACACCUCAGUUUGCUGUCAACGUCUUGUAUGUGUGCAAGAAAAACUGA
This is a messenger RNA of Ostertagia ostertagi, 618 nucleotides long. NCBI's taxonomy places the organism in Eukaryota, Metazoa, Nematoda, Chromadorea, Rhabditida, Trichostrongylidae. The record is from the annotation of a GenBank genome assembly.